UAUUUUUUAAAGAUGCAUAUUGCGUAUAUAGUAAUUUUCGCCAUCGUGAGCAUCGUAGGUGCUGCUCCAAGCAAGGAUCCCAUCGAUGAUGUCAAACAUGCAGUUGAAGAAACUGAAGCCCUUAUGGCAAAUGAUGAAACAAUAGGACUCUUUGCUGUAGCUGAAGCAAUUGUGUCGAAUAGAAUUGCGCCAAGAGAAGAAAUUGAAAAAUGGCAAGCAUUGCUCACCAAUUUCAAUACAUCCAGCCGUCGCAGUGAAUACGGUUAUAUCGAAAGUACUCUACGGCCUGAUGGUGAGGAUUCAGAAGUUGCUAAGCUAUUAGAUCAAUAUUCAAAUGGUAUCUACUCCAAAGCUAAAACUAAUAUUCUAGCACUCAGAGCUCAACGAACUGCGGCAUUUAAAGUUUGUGUGCUCGAAAUUAUCGGCAAAUAAAAUAAUUGAAUGGAAAAUUAAAUACAAUUUUAUGACUUUCGUAAAAAGUCCCUUGACUGACAUUUUUGUUAACCGGACCACUCUCUUAGGCGACCGCCUACUGUAUUUUUUUAAUGAAAACUAAAUCUUCAAUUGGUUUAUGUCGAUAACUUUUACCCGUUUUUGCCCCAUAGUUUCU
This is a messenger RNA of Drosophila albomicans, 610 nucleotides long. RefSeq lists its product as uncharacterized. The transcript has 2 exons. Bases 13 to 432 code for a protein of 139 amino acids. NCBI's taxonomy places the organism in Eukaryota, Metazoa, Arthropoda, Insecta, Diptera, Drosophilidae. The record is from RefSeq and is a predicted model, not a curated record.